AUGUGUGCAGAUGAACUUGAACCGUCAGCGUUACAAGCUAUGACCGCUGCUGUUACGAAGAUGGCUGAAGCAUUACAAGCGAGUUCUACUAAACCAUCUGGCACAACGUCGCUUGAAAGGCUACCUGUACCCACUUGGGAUGGUAAUCGACGCACCUACGCAACUUGGAAAAAGGAGUUCAAUCACUCAAUGAAAAAAUACAGUCAGGAUCCAGAUGAACAGCUGCAACGAUUCAGAAAGGCGAUGCCAAAGCAGUGCUGGUGGAGUGAACAGGUCAAGACCUGUAAGAGUAUUGAUCAAGCAUGGGGAAUUCUUGAUGUUGAGUUUGAAGAUAAGCGAAAGCUUAUGGACAGUCUACUAGCCGAUAUCAAUAACCUGAAAUCUGUUAAAAGGGACUCAAAGUCACUAACUAUGUUUGCAACGACAAUCCAAAGAUACGUCAACGACAUGGGAGACAAUGGCUGUGCUGUAGAUGGCGCCACUGAAUCACCUUUCUUCAUGUCUCAGCUUUUCUCAAAACUUGACCCACUGGACAAUGUUGAUUUUGGUAGAGAGAUGAAAAGACAAAGAUCAGAAGAAAAUGUAAAGAACCUGUUGGAUUGGCUACAUCAGGAGGCGAGUCUGCGCUCACGAGGAAAGAAAGACACUGACAACGAUGAGAAGAUUGAACGUCGUCAGCGAAGUGUUCAUCAAAAAAGAUCACUCAAUAACGCUACAUCUGUCUAUACGCCUACACAGGAUGACGAAUCCUGUCCCCUUGGUUGUACUGAAAGGCAUCUGCUGCCAGCGUGCCCCGUCUACCAGAGCUCAACCUUGAGUCAACGAUGGGAAGCAGUCAAAAAGCAUCAAAGAUGUCGAAAAUGUCUUAGAGCAUCACACCAUACCAACGAUUGUAAAAAGGCAGAUGGAACUUCCUGCGAUAAAUGUAAAAGAAAUCAUCACCGAUCUCUACAUAACGACAAAAAAACGUCAACUGGUGCUUCGUCAAAUACUGAUGGACAUCAAACUACGAAGGAAAUUGCCAACGCAGAGAACAAUACGGUCCAAGCAACAAAGCAAGAAAGCAAGAAAGCUAAGACACUCAAUGCACUGUGCCCAGUACAGAAAGUAAAGUCCUUAACAACGAGGGUGACUUUAUGGAAUGUCUUGCAAUGCUAG
Molecule: messenger RNA, 1158 nt
Organism: Exaiptasia diaphana
Lineage: Eukaryota; Metazoa; Cnidaria; Anthozoa; Actiniaria; Aiptasiidae
Exons: 1
Coding region: 1-1158 (385 amino acids)
Source: RefSeq, a predicted model, not a curated record